AAGUGUUUGCAAUUGACUUUCUUGGUUUAUAUGCUUAACGUGCCUUUAAUAAUAAAUGUCUAUGUCAGUAAAUAUGAAUGUUUAUCAUCGAUCCGGUGAAUUGUGCUCACGUAGCGAUGCAACGACGUGCGUUGUAGCGUCAUAGAAUGUCGAUGUUCAAAAUGUAAUGUUUAUUAUGUCGCAUUAAGUAUGUUGUCGCAGCAGUGCGAGCCAAAAUGUGCCAUUUUGACAGAUCCGUAGACCCUUGCUGCAUAGCAAUGCCUCGUUUUCUGCACAAACAACCCCCAAAUCCAUCCACGGUACGUUUAUGUUUUUUCAAAUUUUGCGGAAAAAGUAUGUUGAAUGGCUGUACUCUACUAUAGUCAUUCAUUUAAAAAACGAAGCCGACAACGAUCGGCAUUGUGGUGGUCAAAUGGCUCUCCAAUUUCAUGAAACUUGUGCAACCCAGUCGACAACAAAACAUUUGUUAACAUUUAUUUGACCAAGAACAUCGUAGGGUCGUUGUCAUUACACAUUGGCCCUGACUAUUUAGGUCUAGUUGACGUAGCAGUAGUAGACAUCAUUAAUGUUAACAUUGCUGCUAUCUGAUACCAGCGUCAAGACAAACAGCAUAGAUGGCGGCACUUCCGGUCUUUUCACAAUAAUACAAUAUAUAACCUUAUGAGGCAGUCACGUUUCGUUGAAUUCAGUCACAAAUAUUUAAAAAACAUAAUCCACUCUUAUUCAGUCAGUGUUCCUUCUAUAUUUAAUAAGUACAUUAUUAAAUUAGUUUCUUAUCAAUUCUACUUCUAGACAUUCUCUAUUAUUUUCUUUCCCCUGAUAAAAUGGUAAUUUGUAAACAUGUUACACAGGAAGUAAGAUAAUAUAUGACUUUAUUCGUCCCUGAGUGGGGAAAUAUGCAAUGAACACACUGUCAGUAAUUGCUGAGACACAGAGAAGGCUACGUAUAAGCUCUGCUUCUUCUUACUUCCUUUCAGACGUGUCAGAAAAAUAAACGAAUAACUUUUUUGUGACUAUACUGUGUAAUACUUUUACGACAUAACGUAUACACUGUAGUGUACUAUAUACACUGCGACGUUAAACAUCAUUUAAACUUUUACAAGACGUAUUGUUCUGUAUGUGUGACUGUAGGUAAAUAUAAAGUAAGUAAGUAAAUAUAACUUUUUCAUUGUUUUUAAUUCAAGGUGUCGUCUACCUUUGAAUUGGUUUGGGACGAAGACACAGUGCUAUUAUUAUGACGUCAGGAUGUUCUAACUUCCUGUCAUGUUCUUCUUUCCGACAGCCUUGGCGCACUUUCUUCUCGUUUUCCUUGCGGAUGUAUUUAGGGAGGCCCGGUGGUUGCGAGGGUAGUGAUGUGGUUCUGAAGAACUGCGGUGGCGGAGGGAUCUGCGCGACAGCGACAAAGAGCCAAAGCAAGCAAGCAGGCUGGCUAAGCUAGCAGACGUUAGCUAGCUUACGACUUAGCUAUGGUCGACAUUAUAAAGUGCCAGAUAAGCUAGGCUAAAACAAAACAAAACACGACUUUCUGUUAAAAAUUAUCGUAUUAACCUGUAGUGAGUGAGUGGAUUUUAUAACCCCCUGAGAAUGGAGAAGAAAAGGUGGGAUUGCACUGCUCUCCCCAAGGGCUGGAAAAUGGAAGAAGUGACCAGAAAGUCGGGUUUGUCCGCCGGGAAAAGCGAUGUCUAUUAUUUUAGUCCAUCAGGGAAGAAGUUUCGGAGCAAGCCUCAGCUGGCCCGUUACCUUGGCAACCAGAUGGACCUCAGCUCCUUUGACUUCCGCACUGGGAAAAUGCUGAUGAGCAAAUUGAACAAGAACCGGCAGAGGAUGCGCUACGACAACAACAAUCAGAACAAGGGAAAACCAGACUUAAACACGUCGCUUCCAGUCAGACAGACGGCUUCUAUCUUUAAGCAGCCCGUUACCAAGGUUACCAACCAUCCGAGCAACAAAGUGAAGACGGAUCCCCAGAAAGCUGUGGAUCAACCUCGACAACUGUUUUGGGAGAAAAAACUCAGUGGUCUGAAUGCAUACGACAUUGCAGAAGAGCUGGUGAAAACCAUGGAGCUGCCUAAAGGCCUCCAAGGUGUUGGUCCAGGCUGCACGGACAAGACGCUGCUGUCGGCCAUCGCCAGCGCCCUCCACACCAGCGCUGCCCCCAUCACCGGCCAGCUAUCUGCUGCCGUGGAGAAGAACCCGGGCGUGUGGCUCAAUACCACGCAGCCGCUCUGCAAGGCAUUCAUCGUCACUGAUGAGGACAUCAGGAAGCAGGAAGAGCUGGUGUACAGUGUGAGAAAGCGCCUGGAGGAAGCGUUGAUGGCCGACAUGUUGGCUCACAUGGAGGAGUCGACGGCCGGUGAGGGCGACACCGUCAAAGAGGAGGGAAACAGCAGUGAGGACAUGGAGAGCGUAUAGCGGCACCUCGUCCUUCUGCUGCACUUGUAGAGGAGGAAAGAUGUCAUUGUGAAAAUGUUUUUUUUUUUUUUCUUGGUCGUCUUCAUACACAUAGACAUUUGACGAGCCCCUUUGUGAUCCUGAUCUCCACCAGUUGCAAUCAUGAUGACCAAAAGACUCCAAAUGUUGAAUAAGAUAAAUAUUUUUACAUAACUUUCUUGAGUUAUACAACCAUGUUGGUGACAUUUUGGGGUGCUUACUCAUUUUAAGGCAGAUUGGACAUGAAUGUUUUGCCACUAUCUUGAAUUUUUAUGAUGCCCUCCAUGUUUACUACUCUUAUGUCUGUGGCGAACAUUUGUAACUUAAAUUUAUACACUAAUUAGUGUUAAUGUUGAUGAUGUUGCCAAGCAAAGUGAUCUUUUAUCAGUUAUUUUUUUAAAUACAUGCAAGUCACUACAGACAUAAGUUGGUGUCACAGCAGAUUGCCCAUUACUUCCUCUUUUUUAACUUCUCACUAAUUGAUCUCAUGAAUAUAUAUUUUUUUUGAAUCCCGGUUUUGUUGAUGUGUAAUGGUAAAGAAUUAUGUUUCAUGCUGAAAUUGUCCAAUAUCAGCAAGCUUAAUGCUGAGAGGAAUUUGAUUGUAUUGCCUAAUAAAAGUCAUUAUGUCAAAAUA
Doryrhamphus excisus (bluestripe pipefish) is the source of this 3064-nucleotide messenger RNA. RefSeq names its product methyl-CpG binding domain protein 3b (gene mbd3b). NCBI's taxonomy places the organism in Eukaryota, Metazoa, Chordata, Actinopteri, Syngnathiformes, Syngnathidae. Gene Ontology annotation, biological process: DNA methylation-dependent constitutive heterochromatin formation; negative regulation of transcription by RNA polymerase II. Gene Ontology annotation, molecular function: methyl-CpG binding. The record is from RefSeq and is a predicted model, not a curated record. Gene Ontology annotation, cellular component: nucleus.